This is a messenger RNA of Lactuca sativa (garden lettuce), 1108 nucleotides long. RefSeq lists its product as uncharacterized. NCBI's taxonomy places the organism in Eukaryota, Viridiplantae, Streptophyta, Magnoliopsida, Asterales, Asteraceae. The record is from RefSeq and is a predicted model, not a curated record.
ACUCGCUCCUGCUUCAUUUUUCUUCUGUGCACGUUUGAAAAAAAAAUCUACUUAUAAGGAGCUAACUAUUAAUUAAGAUCUCUUUCAUCGUUCUUAGCUUUCAGUUACUCGAUAUGUCGGGUGUAUCCCUCGCGGUGGCUCCUCGAUCCGAUCCCGAUGAAACCUUCACCACGAGCACGGCCGACUCGAAAACCCAGCACCACCGUCAGCAAGAACAGACGGUGGUGGGUGGCAUAAUGGGGUCCCUUCGUGUGAUUGAACUCCAAUUGGUAGCUUUCAUUAUGGUGUUCUCAGCCAGUGGUCUGGUCCCACUUUUUGACCUUGCCUUCCCGGUUUUCACCACCAUCUACCUCCUCCUCUUAUCACGGCUAGCUUUUCCCGGUUCCACCAGCACCGCUUCUAAAGAAAUAUUCCAAGGAAACCGGGUGUUCCGAGCAUACGUAAUAUUCGGUACCACAGUUGGAUUGUUUUUACCAUUGGCUUAUGUUCUAGGCGGAUUUGCAAGGGGAGACGAACAUGCUGUCCAGUCAGCAACACCUCACUUGUUUCUUCUUUCAUGUCAGAUACUCACCGAAAACAUCAUAAGUGGCUUAUCUUUGUUUUCACCUCCGGUAAGAGCUUUAGUACCAAUGUUGUAUACUGUUAGAAGGAUCUUUGUUAUCUUGGAUUGGGUUCAAGAUGUGUGGCUUAACAAGACCCUCUCUCCAAAUGCCCAAAUCCAGGAUGUAGCAUGGUUUUGGUUUGGAAGGGGUUUAGCUGUGGCAAAUCUUGGAUAUUUUUCGAUCAAUAUGUUUGUGUUUUUGAUUCCGAGGUUCCUUCCAAAAGCAUUCGAUCAAUACUUCAGGGAAAGAAAUGAAAUCCAAAGAAAGAUCGGAGAAGACAAACAGUUUGCGGGUGUGCGUCGAGAUAAAAAGUCCGAUUAAUUCCUUGUAGCUUUGAGUAGAUGAAACAAGAAAUAGCGUCUGUCUUUAUGGGAUAUAAUUAAGUUAUGUUGGCAGUUUUGCUGGGUAUGUACCAUACGUUUAAUAGUUACAUCAAGGAUAAUUGAGCAAUUUCCUCCUUGUAUACUUGGUACUUAUAAGUUGUAAAUGAUAUUUUUGUGUUUUGA